Messenger RNA from Ruditapes philippinarum (Manila clam), 5785 nucleotides. RefSeq lists its product as uncharacterized. Bases 240 to 5429 code for a protein of 1729 amino acids. The transcript is spliced from 2 exons. NCBI's taxonomy places the organism in Eukaryota, Metazoa, Mollusca, Bivalvia, Venerida, Veneridae. The record is from RefSeq and is a predicted model, not a curated record. Gene Ontology annotation, biological process: immune response; toll-like receptor signaling pathway; inflammatory response. Gene Ontology annotation, cellular component: membrane. Gene Ontology annotation, molecular function: transmembrane signaling receptor activity; protein binding.
UUCAGAAACAUCAGUGGUGAAGUUUUCUGAAAACAGUUCCAUCCGCAGUCGAUACUGUCACAAUAGAUAUAUCAAUUAAAAGAACUCGAUACGAAAAACCACUCCAUACAUUCCCAUAAACAAAACACGGUCAAUCAAACUACGACAACAACUGAUUUUUUUGUGAUAUAAUCUGACUAUCCCUUAUUUUUAACUGAUAUAUUACGGUCAUUCUUGGAGAAAGAAGCAAUAUUAUCAGGAUGCAGGAUCAUUUGGUGCUAGGCGGAAUCUAUAUAGUCCUGGUAUGUUUUAUACAAGGCCAAACGUCGGCAUCAAAGCAAUGUGAGUUUAAGGAACUAGACACUUUUUCUUUGGAAGAAUGUGGAGACUAUGGAAUUGCACUGCAAUGUGACAACAAAAAUCUGAAUGAAAUACCAAGAACUUUUCCAGCUCACCAAUCAGAAACGAACAUAUCCCGGAUAUGCUUACUGGAUCUAAGCCACAACCAGUUGGGGGAUCUUGAGGAUUACACUUUCACAAACGUAACUAACCUGAACCCAUUUAACAUUUUGUGGUUGUUUUUACAGAAUUCUUGUAUCACCAAUAUACCAUCUAAAACGUUUAGUGAACUAUCAAACCUCAUGUAUCUUAACUUAUCAGAGAAUGCUUUAAUUUGGCCUGACAGUUUUGGUUUUGGAGUUUUCAGACCUUUGGUAAAUUUGAAAGAUUUGAAUUUGAAAGGAAACCCAAUAAAUUCUUUUCGAGGUAUGGGCGAAGAAUUAAGUAAUGCAAACAAUCUUGAUUUCUUACGUGUUGAACUUUGUGCAGGCUGCACAUUUGACACAGACUUUAUUAAUCUUUUCCGGCUGACCAAAUUAAGCUUAUCUGGUUGGUCAAAACAAAGUUGCAACGCUUCGAUUUUGACAAAAGACAUUUUUGUAGGAGUACCAAGAUUAAAACACUUGUGGCUUUCAAAUUGUAAUAUUGAAGUUAUUGAGGCAGAUACCUUUACUCGUUUAAACAGCAGUCUAAUGUUAUUAGAUAUUUCAAAAAAUGAAAACCUCCAUUUCAAAGGAAUGAAUAAAGCAUUACAUGGUCUGAGAAAUUCAGAAACAUUGUUAGAGUUGAACGUGAAUCAGAUACAUUCGCCUUAUGAUUAUGGAAUACGCGUUAAAAAAUCGGAUAUUGUAAACCUGAAGACACUUAAAGUUCUAGAAAGACUUUAUUUGGAUCUAAAUAAGAUAGAAGUAUUUGACGAACGGAUCUUUCACCCUGUUUUUCAACUUCCUGGAACAUUAAGCCAAAUAUCUUUGGCGGGAAAUCGACUUUCAUUUGGAAAAUACGUAAAUGUUUGGCAUAGUGCUAAUAACAUUACAUUUCUUGAUAUAUCUAAACAACACUUUACACAUGGCCCUUUUUUUGAUAACCAUAAUGAGCCUGAUAUAACUGCUGAACCAAGAACUGCACGAAAGAAAAGAUUUUCAAAUUCCAAAUGUGCUUGCCAAGAGCCGCACGUAGUUUGUAUACCUCAAAAACUGCACACGGUCAUAUGGCGAAGUAGUUUCAUUUAUGCGCCAUUGAAAUACAAUUUGAAUGUUUGUGGAGCAGAAUCAUUGAAGCAUCUUGAUCUAUCAUUAAAUUUUUUCACAAAAUGGACAACACCAGUAAAGGGUUUAAAAUAUUUGAAACACCUAGAUAUUUCUGAAAAUUUCUGCGAUGAAGUAUCUCCGUCAUUUUUCAAAAGUUUCAAAACUUUGGAGCAUCUUAACGUCUCUUCUAAUAUUUUAGGAGAAUCUCUCGAUCCCGCAAAAUGUAAUUACUCAAAUAAAAUAUUCAGUGAAUUAACAAGACUUACAAAAUUAGAUUUGUCAAAUAACAAGAUCGAACGACUCCCUAGAGAUGUAUUUGAAAAUCUUAACAACUUAAAAUACCUCAAUUUGAGCUCAAACAUGUUGGUAGAAUGGAAUGUCACCUUUAGCAGUAAUACUUCUCUAAAACGGCUUGAUUUAUCUGGGAAUAAACUAACAACUCUUCCAAUUGAACUUACAAAUUAUCUGGACCGACUCUGUCGAAAUAAGUGCGAGUUGAGCCUCAUUUUAAGUUCAAAUCCUUUUCAAUGCAAGUGUGAUUCUUUACCAUUUUAUAAAUGGAUGCUUUCUACAAAGGUAGAAAUAACUUUUUCAGAUACCGACGAAUGUCUUUUGAAGUCUGGCAGAUUCAGUCUUAAAAAAAGUUUACAAGCCAUUGCAGAUUAUUUGGAAAAUGAAGCUUGCACUGAUAGAAGUUGGAUUGCCUGGGCUGUCGGAAGCGCUGUUAGUGGAAUACUAGCCUGUAUCAUCUCUGUCGUUAUAUGCCGAAUAGUUUACAAAAACAGGUGGAAACUUAGAUACUUAUAUUACAGUAGAAACAGGCGUUACCGACAUGAAGGAUUUGGCCGAUUGUUUGAAAACGACGCUUUCAUCUCGUAUGCAAAGAGCAAAGCAUCCUUUAUUAAAAGUUCAAUGGUUCCAUCUCUUGAAAAGCAACGAGGCCUUCGUCUCUGGGUAGCAGACCGUAAUUCCAUUCCAGGCACGUCUGUCGCUGAAAAUAUUAUACAUGGCAUAUAUAACAGCCGAAAAUCAGUACUUCUUAUUGACAAAGACUACUUGAAAGACAAUUGGUGUGACUACGAAAUGAAUAUGGCACAUUUGGAAGCUAUCGAAGCAAAGAGAAAAUUGAUCAUUCUAGUUCUCAUGGAACACAUUCUUCCUGAAAAUCUGCCAAUAAGUAUAAUGAACUUUCUUCGCAACGAACGCUCUCUUGAAUACCCUGAGGACCACCAGGACUUGGAUUUAUUUUGGACAAAUCUUGCUGAUGAAAUAAUGCAAACCCUUGAUAUGAGGAAUAUUGCGUAUCUAAUCGGCUCCAUUUUGGUGACUGCAAUCCUGUUUGUGGCAGCAGCAGUAAACAAAUGUACAAUUGAUGAUCUUACAAAUAAUGGUUAUACCAUAAAUUGCAGAAAUCUGUCUUUCACAAAGGUACCAAAAUACUACCCAAAGUUUGAAGUAAAUGGAACAGUUUAUUCUCUUGAUUUGAGUAUGAAUUCCUUUGUUCACCUUGACAAUGGAACGUUUUUAAAUGUCAUGAAUUUGAACAUUUCAAGAAUUGGAAAUCUUAAUUUAGGGUUUUCAAACAUCUCGUACAUAUCACCAGAAGCAUUUUAUGGUUUGACAUAUUUACGAUACCUAAAUCUUUCGGGAAACUAUCUUUCGUGCCCGGAUAGAUUUAAGAAAGGUGUAUUCAAACCAUUAAUCAGUCUUAAAUAUCUGAAUAUUAAAGAAAAUAAGUUAAACACAUUUGCUGGCUUAGGUACAGAGCUAGGAUAUUUGAGGAAUUUAGAAGCGCUUUCCGCUGAACUGUGUGACAAUUGUUCUUUCGGUAAAGACUUUGAAAAACUUCAAAAUUUGAAAAAUGUAAGUUUAUCUGGUCGCUCACCAGACACUUGCAAUGCUACAGUCCUUCGCAACAACACAUUUGAAGGUCUCACUAUGGUGAAAUGUCUUUGGUUGUCAUCUUGUAAUAUUGAGAAAAUAGAGGCAGACGCAUUUAGACCAAUGAACAGGAGUUUAACUCACCUUGAUAUAUCUUACAACGAAAAACUUCAGUUUGAUGGAAUGAACAAAGCUCUUUACGGUUUACGAUUUUCCGCAACUUUGUCGGUUUUAAAUGUAAACCGGAUUCACAACGUGCACGGACUUGGCGUGGAAUUAAAGGCUUCUGAUCUAGAGAAUCUAAGUACGUUGAGAAAUUUGUCUAAACUUUUCAUGGACCUCAAUAAAAUAGAAAUAUUUGAUGAAAAAGUGUUUAACCCUACCACUAAAUUUCCUACUUCACUUAGGGUUUUAACAAUCGCGGAAAACAGAAUAUCGUAUGGAGAAUAUUUCAUUUAUUUCCACACCGCUAGAAGUAUCACGUGUCUAGAUAUAUCAAGACAGCAUCUUUAUAACGACCCUUUCAUCGCGGAGCACUAUGAACAAGUGACAAUCGGAGAAGAAUCUAUAAGUAUAGAUGAUGUUUGCUUUGGAAAAAUAGAUAUUCUUCCAGAACAAACGUGCACAUGCUUACUUAAUUUUCCUCCAAAUUUGCGUCGAUUAAAGUGGAGAAAGAGUUUCCUCAAUUUCGAUUUAGAUGCUGAUGCUUGUGUAUGUGGAGCUAAAAAUCUACUGUUUUUAGAUUUAUCAUUCAAUCUUUUCACAAAGUGGAAAAGUUCGACGAAAGGACUGGAAAACCUUAAACAUCUCGACCUAUCAGAAAAUUACUGCAGUGAUAUUGCUCCUGACUUUUUUGACCAUUUUACAGAAUUGCAAUAUUUAAAUGUUUCAGGAAACUUUUUAGGACCAACGUUAGAAAAAACAUUAACUGAUAAGCCAAAUGGAAUAUUUAGAAACUUGAAUAAAUUAACAGAUCUUGAUUUGUCACGCAAUGAAAUUGUACGAUUUUCAGAUCGUGGCUUCUUUAUGGGAAUAAAAAAUAUCCAUCAUCUAUAUUUGCAUUCCAAUCGUUUGAUUGACUGGGACUAUGACAUGCCGGAAUCUCUUAAGCUAAUAAAUUUGUCGCAAAAUAAAUUAUCAAGUCUUUCUCCCAAAGUGAGAGAUCACUUCGACAAGGUUUGCAUAAGUAAUAUAUGCAACAUAACUGUUAUAUUGUUAAACAAUUUCUUUAAAUGUGACUGUGACAAUUUACCGUUUUUAAACUGGAUGUUGUCAACCAAUGUGAAUAUUAAAAUUGAUACUUGUAUAUUGAACUCGGAAGAGAAGAGAAUAUCGAAGAAAAGUGAUUUAGAUACAAUAGUAAAUGACUUAAAAAUGGAUGUUUGUAACGAUAAAACCUGGAUUACAUGGACCGUUGGAACUGUUUGUGUAGUGCUUGGAGGUCUAUCUAGUAUUAUAACUGCAUUAGGGGUUUAUAGAUAUCGCUGGAAACUAAGAUAUCUAUAUUACAGACGAAAUAGAAGAUUUAACCACGAGGGAUUCGAACGUCUUUUUGAAAAUGACGCAUUUGUAUCUUAUGCAAAGAGCAAUGCGAGUUUUAUUAAACGCUACAUGGUUCCUUCUCUCGAGAAGGAGCGCGGCCUACGCCUUUGGGUGGCAGACAGGAAUUCAAUGCCCGGUACAUCUAUAGCCGAAAAUAUCACACAUGGGAUAAAUAUCAGUCGGAAAGCUGUUCUACUCAUGGAUAAGGCAUACCUCAAUGAUAAUUGGUGUAACUAUGAAAUGAAUAUGGCACACGUUGAAUCGACCGAAACAAAGAGAAAAAUGAUCAUCAUUGUAUUAAUGGAAGAUAUUCCAUUUAAAACACUUCCUAUAUGUACAAUGAGGUUUCUACGAAGUGAGCGGUCCCUUGAAUACCCAGCGCAUGGUCAAGACUUAGAAACAUUUUGGACCGAUCUUGCUGACCAAAUUAUGAGUUAAAUGAAACUUUUUGUUUCCAUUCGUAAGAAUAGACAUGCAUGGUCUCCACAUCAUUCAUAUUGAAAAAUGAAUAUAUCAAGUAGCGAAAUAAAUGUGCUCUUGGUCCAGGUGAAAAUCUAGAAAAAGGGAGAUCCUUUGAAACAAAAUUAAAACAAUUUCAAAAUAUUGAAAUUUCAGAAUCGGUUUGCUGAUUGAUUAUUGGAAACAUCAUCAAUAAGACUCAUAAGACAUCGCGUUAGGUAUAGCGGUCCAGAGCACUUACGUUAGUACAUAGAGACUUGGUUGGUACAACAUAUACUAACUGCUCUGUCCUUUAUGUAUAAUUGUAUAAUAAACGUAUAAUAUAUUUUACAAAA